AUGGAAGACAAUGGAACAGUCACGACUGAGCCUGAGCAGAUCGACACUGAUGCGAAUCUUCGCAUGGACGACGGACAUGCGGGUGAUCAGAUUGCCUGGAUCUACUACUGGCCAGUACUGAAUUUGAUGUAUGAUUCCUUCUUGCAUGCGCCCGAGACGGGGCAGCUUAAGGAAAUCAUGGAGACCUACACGCUAAUCAGCGGCUUGCUGUUGGUAUCCCUUUUCCCUGUCCUCACUCUUUUCCAGCCGUACACAGUUGAGGUGGCCAAGGCCCGAAAUUGGACAGGCAGUUACAAUGCCUACGAGGCGUGCAUAUUUGCAGCUCUGAUAUUUAGUUGCACGGCCUUGUUCCAAACAGUUCUGGUCUACUUGCUGACAAGGGCUACGGAUUUUAAGGGGUCCCAAGGACAGUUGGUGAGGGCGUACAAGGCCUGGUGGACUUUCAAUCGUUGGAACCUUGUGUCGAUUUUUCUGUGCACCCUGCUGGGAAGCUUCAGUCUUUUCUUUACGGUGGAGCAUGCCUUCAUCCUACAGCACGCAGUGACAGAAGAGGAGGCUGUGGCGCUGAGGGAGGCUUUCAACUGGUGCUACUUUUUGUGGGUGCUGCUGGGGCUUUUGCUGCCUCUGGCCAUCCAGUCUUUGGCGCUCUUGCGCAAGCAGAAGGCAUUGCAGGAGGCCACGGAGUGCAGGCCUCGUUCAACGCGAAGGAUGUUCCCACACAUUCCGCUGCUGAAUGUUGCUGGUGACAUGCUGUUCAAUGAGGUGCCAGAGCUAUCGCAGAUCAAAGCAAUCAUGAAGAUGCUGAGUGUCCUUCUCAGCUUGCUUGUGUCGAUUGCUCUGCCAGUGGUGCAGGCAUUUCAGUUUGACAAGGCUGCAACUGCAAGAGAGAACAACUGGGAUGGCUCUUACACAGAGUUUCAGAGCUGCGCCAUUAAAGGCUUUGCCUUCAUUUCAGCGGCAUUCUUGCAGCUUUUGCUCGUUCUUGUGUUUACGUCGAAGACCCGCUUUGAAGUCGUCGUCGGCUUCAAAGAGCACAAAGACCUGGACUGCAAAAAUGGCGUUGAGGAUCCUCAAGUGAAUGCAGAGUGCCAUCAAAUCAUAGGCGCGAGCCACGAACUUAGCACCACAGAUGAGGUCGGGACGCGCGGGUCGGAAAGGGCAGGGUGCAGCACGAGCGGCCUGUCGCCCGCUGCUGUUGCCGGGAUCGAGGGCCAGAUCAGCGCAGAUUCCGAACUUUGGCUGGACACGGGGAAAGAGGCUCCCGUGUGGCUUCAUCACCAGCAAGGAAUGUCUCCAGCGGCUAGUCAAGCGCCUGAGAAGGUCAGGGGAGAUGUUAUAGAUGUGGAGACCUUGCGCAAGGCUCCGCUGGCGGCUUGGUGGGAGGUGAGCCGGUGGAACUUUCUGCUUAUCGGCCUUUGCGCCAGUGUAGGCGGCGCGUUCCUGAAUAUGGCAGCGCUGAGGGUCAAGAAGCUUCAGCACGCGCAAAGCGAGCUGGAGGCCAAGGUGCUGAGUCAAAAGCAAGACGAGCAGAAUUAUGGAAUCAUCCUGGCCCUUGGUGCAUGUUUGACACUGAUGCUGUUGUCCGCUGCCUCAUGGCGACGUUGGAGGUUGUUGGAAGCGACGCGUUCCACGGAUUCUACGGAAGGUGCAGCCCACCGUUGCAAUCGUGAAGUCGGGCAUUACAUCUACUUCAUACCUGGGGUGAACCUAUUUUAUGACUUCUUCGUCGUUGGCCAGCCCGACCGGGAGCAAGUGAACUCGUUGGUGGAGACCGUGACAGUGAGCGUAGCACUGCUUUUGAGCGCCAGUGCCAGUUUCUUGAUUCUCUUCAACCACGAAGAGUCCGAAAACGCGCGCGGGCGCAAUUGGGACAAUUCCUACUUUGAGUACGAGCAGCAGAGUAGUUUGGGGUUUGCUCUUCUAACAGGUUCCCUUGGCAGUGGCUUCCUCAACUACUUGGCAGUAGUCAGGACCGACUUCAAAACGAGCGGAAAGAUCAGCGGCGCCUUCCAGAGCUGGUGGUCGUGGAGUCGCCUCAGCGUGUUGCUGCUGUUGUUAGGCCUUUACUACGGCGGCUUUCUAGUAUUCAUGGCAGCAACACGCAUUUACAACGUGCAGCACAUGGAAAAUGAAGAAGAGGGACUGGCGCUGUGGGGUUGGCAAGAGAAUAUUUCAGACGUUUUCCUCGCAGCGUGGGGCAGUGCUGGGAGUCUUGUUGUCUUGUCUCUCGCCCUUCUGAGCAAGGAGCGCGCAAGAUCGAACCUGAGGCCAGGCAGGGUGUCGAGACAAGAGGUAACUUGCCAAUGGCUUUACAGGGUCCCAAUACUCAAUUUACUUUUUGAUUUCCUCUGGGAUGAGACGCCAGCGCGGGAGCAGUUGGGCGCGCUCUCCGAAUUCUUCGGAUUUUUGAGUGGCCUCUUUGCUGGCGUGACCUUUCACAUGUUCCACUUGUUUCACUUUGAGGAUGCAGCAGUUGCCCGAGCGCACAAUUGGACUGGCACGUAUUCAAAGUUCGAGGCCUGCUCACAUUAUUCUUGGAUUCUUUGUUCCUUGACUUUCCUGGUAUGGAUGCAGUGGGGUGUAUUCGGUAUGACGACCAAUUUCAAGACUGGGGUAGAUCACGAGCAGGACAGCGUUACUCUCCUGACUGCCUGGUGGUACUGGGCACGUUGGCUGGCCGCUCUUAUGUUGCUGUACGUUGUUGGCAACGUGAUUUUCUUGAACUGGACUGCAGGGCUGGCAUAUAUUUUGCAGCACGCUAGCACGGAGGCAGAAGCGAACGCAUGGGAGUCGGAGUUUAAUUGGAUGAGCCAGGUCUUUGUAAUCUGUUUUGGCUGUGCCUGCCCCAUUGGGAUGUUGUCCUUUAGUCUGGCCCGCUCACACCAAGAGGCUUUGCGCCAAACUACCCGGCCAUGUUCGGGUCACGCGCAGCAAGCGCACCAGCAGAAUUUUAUCUGGCAGUACCGCAUUCCUUUUUGGAAUGUGAUUUAUGAUCUUCUCUUUGACACUCCUCCUACGAAAAACCAGAUGCGAGAGAUGCUGUCUGUGCUGGGUCUAGUCAACGGCCUCUUGCUCUCCGUACUGCUGCCCAUUAUGACCAAGUUCCAGCCAGAGGACGUUCUGGUCCUGAAGCGUCGAGACGUGCAGCUCCUCGAGUUCCGGGAGCGGUUCAGGGUCUGUGUGAGCUUGGGCUGCGCCACCAUGGCCUCCGCACUGCUGCAGGUUCUGUUCACCUUUGUGUUUGCCAACGUCAGCGCAGCGUUUGACGCCGGCCAGGCAAGUGUCAGACGCUGGUGGGCCAUCCAGCGCUGGAUCAUUGUGAGCAUCGGGGUCUUCACAGCCAUGGGCUCGACUUGCCUUCUCGCUUCCGGAGCCACGGCAUUCGGGUCGGCCGGCAGCUGCAUCUGGCUCAAGAAGCAGCACUUGCAGAGCCUCAUUUGGAGGAUGCUCAGCCGUUCCGUGCGCCGCCUGGGGCUCGCGCGCUCGCCCGCUCUGCGGGCGACGGUGGUGGGCCAUGGCGAGCGCAUCAGGAAGCAAAGCUUCGGCUAUGGCGACCACGCUCCACCCAACGCGCCUGGCUUCGGAGGCGAGCAUCAGCAGUACCCGCCCGAGACUGUUGGCAACACGGUGAAGUACAUCUCGGAGAACAUGACCAACCCUCCGAAGUACAAGGAGAUCAUCGAAGGCUUCGGUUACCCCGGGCAGAAGAACUCCGCCGGAGGCUUGUGCACUUUGGGCCGCAUCUACUACGGCCCGGGGCGCUAUGACUACGGGCGUCCGAAGAUGCCCAAGGGUUGGAUCGCCAACUUCUUCUACCCGUGCUGGGAGUUCGCCCACAUCCUCUUCGUGGCGGACCGCUGGAUCGCCUGGCGCGUCUUUCGGCACAUCCUGGCCAUCACGAUGUGCUACAUCCCAUUCAACAUCCAGAUGCAUUGGAACAAGCAGAUGAUCGAGGACUACAAGAAGACCCACGAGUGGUGAGCACGAUUGCUUUCUUCACACGGCAUGACUGCCACACUUCCGGGAGCCUGGCGUAUUGUAUUUAGGAGUCUUUGCAGGCACU
Molecule: messenger RNA, 4063 nt
Organism: Effrenium voratum
Lineage: Eukaryota; Dinophyceae; Suessiales; Symbiodiniaceae
Source: the annotation of a GenBank genome assembly